AUGCAGUCGCCAGAACUUUUACCAGCACCUGCCUGAAGAUGUUGAGGCUCCUCGUACUAGCUGCUCUCGUCCUUUGUGGACAAUGUUCUGAUGAUAUCCAGUAUUUGGAGGAUAGCAAUACUCGUGUAGUUGGAGGAACCAAUGCUGCCAAGAAUGCAUGGCCAUGGCAGGUAACUCUCCAGUAUCAGUCUGGAAGCAGCUGGUAUCACACUUGUGGUGGUACUUUGAUCCGAUCUAACCGUGUCCUAACCGCAGCUCACUGCGUAGACAGAGUCAUGACCUUCCGUGUGGUUUUGGGAGAACACAACCUGAGCCAGAAUGAUGGUACUGAGCAAUUUAUCUCUGUGUCAAGGAUUGUAAAACACGCCAGCUGGAACUCCAAUAAUGUGGCGAAUGGUUAUGAUAUUGCCAUCCUGUACUUGGCCUCCAGUGCUGUCCUGAACAGCUAUGUGAAAGUGGCUGCACUGCCAAGUGAUGGAGCCGUCCUGGCCAACAAUUACAACUGCAUUGUUACUGGAUGGGGCAGAACUAGCACCAAUGGGUCCCUCCCCUCCAUCCUGCAGCAGGCCCCUCUGCCCGUCGUAGCUCAUUCUACCUGCUCCAGCAGCUCCUACUGGGGAAGCACAGUCAAGUCCACCAUGGUCUGCGCUGGUGGUGAUGGAGUCCGUGCUUCAUGCAAUGGAGAUUCUGGUGGACCCCUUAACUGCGCUGUCAACGGUGUUUACCAGGUGCAUGGAAUCACUAGUUUUGGUUCUUCCCUUGGAUGCAACACCUACCUCAAACCAUCUGUCUUCACCAGAGUUUCUGCCUACAUCUCUUGGAUCAAUGCUAAUGUCUAAACACGGCUAAUCCAAGAAACUACCGCUGAGCACAUCUGAAGACAUCUAACGUGUUUCAGUAAUGAUCUAACAAUUGGAAUUCUGUUUUCAUAAACCUAAUUCUAAUAAAGAUACAUUUCACAAAGAA
Spea bombifrons (plains spadefoot toad) is the source of this 966-nucleotide messenger RNA. RefSeq names its product chymotrypsin-like elastase family member 1. Gene Ontology annotation, biological process: proteolysis. The coding region runs from base 39 to 839 and encodes 266 amino acids. Lineage: Eukaryota; Metazoa; Chordata; Amphibia; Anura; Pelobatidae. Gene Ontology annotation, molecular function: serine-type endopeptidase activity. The record is from RefSeq and is a predicted model, not a curated record. The transcript is spliced from 8 exons.